AUGGGCACCAAAACCUGCUGCGCAGUGAAAUCUGUGGACCUCCUAAUGGACAGACCCUACGGUGCUGGCCUCAAUCAGGAGCAGCCGCAGAACGCCGAUCGUUGGUGGCAUCAGAUCAGGCCAUCAGGGCCGAGGCAAAGCAGCAGUUUCUGCCUGCAGAGGGCAUGGUGUGGAAAAUGUGGCCGCGGCCGCCCGCUGAGCCGGGCGGCCGCCGGCGACGAUCGGGGGCCCGGUGGCGGUGGGCGGUGGGCGGAGGCGCGGAGCUUGCCUGGCCGCGGAUCUGGAUGCGAGUGCGAGCACGCCACGCGAGACGUGACCCUUUAUUUGCAACAUCUUAGUUCCUUGUUUCAUGUUGCCUCGGUGCAGUCAAGGAGGGAAUAUGAACAGCAGGUGGCCAAUGAAGAAGCGGAACAACUGCGCAGUUUCCAUGAGGCUGUGGCUGCCCGAUCCAAUAUUGUCCAUGAACUUGAGACUCCUACAGUCUCUAGACCAGAGGAGAGCAGGCCUAAGCCACCUACGAAGAGGAGCCAGCCUGCGCUCCUGAAAAAUGUAAUAAUUUCUGUGAAGCCGCAAGCCAAGAAAGCAAAGGUUGAUGCGGAAGCUAAGCCUGCACCCGAGGAGCAGCAGCCUUCAAAUGGUCACGACGCGGACCAAAAGCCACCAUCGGAUGCCACCAAGGCCACGCUGGGCUCUCUGGUGGCUUACGAUGAUGACGAAAGUGGCGACGACCAAGAUUGACAGCGUUUGUCUAGAAAUCAGGUAUGGAUACCGCAAGCUCAUAGGAAGAGGAGAUGCAAUGGACGUGUGGAGCUGCAGCAGCCUGUGAGGUUUGCUCGACCAGAGGCCAAAUGGGCUUCUCAGGUUGUCCCUAUUCACAGGAAGGAUCUGCUGAAAUUUUCUUGUACGAAGGUUGCAGACAGUUUGAUUUGGAUAUGUGCUGACUAAUGAAUUCUGUAGCAUAGGAUCUCUGUUUUUGUAAAACGAACUUUGUAGCAAGUAGUUGCAUUUAUUUGGUCAGCCAGCAUUUUCUCCA
Messenger RNA from Panicum virgatum (switchgrass), 1033 nucleotides. RefSeq lists its product as uncharacterized. The record is from RefSeq and is a predicted model, not a curated record. The transcript has 4 exons. NCBI's taxonomy places the organism in Eukaryota, Viridiplantae, Streptophyta, Magnoliopsida, Poales, Poaceae. Gene Ontology annotation, cellular component: nucleus. The coding region runs from base 1 to 738 and encodes 245 amino acids.